Molecule: messenger RNA, 1478 nt
Organism: Paramecium octaurelia
Lineage: Eukaryota; Ciliophora; Oligohymenophorea; Peniculida; Parameciidae
Source: the annotation of a GenBank genome assembly
AUGUAAAUACAAAGAAAAGAUCAUAGCAAAUUGGCAAUAAUUGGAAAUGUUGAUUCUGGUAAAUCAACAUUAGUUGGUGUAUUGACAAAAGGUAUUUUGGAUGAUGGAAGAGGAGGUGCAAGAGAAGUACAAAAUAGCUUUAAUUUUAGCGUGUCUUCAAUUAUAAACAUGAGAAGGAGAAUGGAAGGACUUCAUCUGUGGCCUAGGAAAUUAUGGGCUUCGAUGAGAAUUUAAAAUAGGUAUUACCUGAGAGAUUCAAUCAAAAUAAAAACAAAUACUGGAGUUAAGUUGUAGAGAAGAGUGAAAAGAUUGUCACCUUCUUAGAUCUAUGCGGUCAUGAGAAAUAUUUGAAAACCACUAUAUUUGGUUUAGUAGCAAUGAUACCUGAUUACUCUUUGAUCAUUGUAGGUGCAAAUAUGGGUGUAUCAAAGAUGACAAGAGAACAUUUAGGUGUAAGUCUCUUCUUAAAAAUACCAUUCGCCAUCGUCCUAACAAAAGUGGACAUUGCACCUUAAAAUAUUUACAACGAAACUCUUGAACAUAUCAAAUCUCUGAUAAAGAGUCCUGCAAUUAAAAGAACUCCAAUAUAAUUUGAUGAGAAAUCUGAUAUGAAUGAAAUAGAUAAAUGGGCAGGAUUAAUGCAUGGAAAUAAUGUUGUGCCCAUCUUCCAAGUCUCCAGCGUAUCAGGAAAUGGGUUAUAGCAAUUGACUCGUUUCAUAAGCAAAGUGCCAAAUAGAGAUCAACUCAACAAAGCAUAUCAAACAGUCAACGAUCCAUUACAAUUUGACAUCUAAGAGAACUUUAAUGUCCCAGGAGUCGGAAUUGUAGUUAGUGGAAUAGUAAGAGGUGGAAAAGCAGUUAUUAACCAGCAUGUGCUAUUGGGUCCAGAUAAAGCUAAAUGUAAAUUUGAAAUUCUAUAGUAGAAUUUAAGCCUGUAACCAUUAAAUCAAUUCACAUCAACAGAGUCUUGACUGAUUCUGCAUAAGUAGGAGAAUUUGCUUGCUUUUCUCUGAAACCCUCCAAAGCUGGUGAUAAAUUAGAUAGAGCAGAUUUUAGAAAAGGGAUGAUUAUCAUUGACCCAGCUUUAAAAUAGGAACCUGUGACUGAAUUCGAAGUAUAAUAUUAUUCUAAUUCAGGCCAACAUCCAUAUCCUUCAUCAUCCUACUACAAUGAGCAAAGGAUAUCAAGCAGUUAUGCAUUGUGGAGUAGUUAGAUAGGCAGUCGAAAUUAAGAAGAUACUCCAACAUGAAGUAUUGAGAACUGGUGAUGUUGAUACUGUUCGGUAUAUUUCAAUUUUAAUUGUUAGAUUAAAAUUCUUAUAUGCAGCUGAAUUUUUAUAGACGGAUUAAAUUUUAGUAAUAAGAGAGGGAAGAACUAAAAUUUUUGGAUAUAUCUCAAAAUUAAUUACAGAUAAAUAAAUUGAUGAUGAGAAGAAAGCUUUAGUUGACCCAAAUCUUUAAGUAAAACAAUAAUUAUGA